UUUUUAAAAAAUCUAAAAAAAAGCUUUAUUUAUUUAAACUUAUUACCAAUCACCUUUCUAGUACUAUUUAUAAAAAAGCUAAGAAAAAAUCUAAGAUUUUAUAUUAAUUAUUAUACUUUAAAUACUAUUUCUAUAAAAAAUUAUUAUCUGCUUCUGCUUAUU
Molecule: messenger RNA, 162 nt
Organism: Aspergillus fijiensis CBS 313.89
Lineage: Eukaryota; Fungi; Ascomycota; Eurotiomycetes; Eurotiales; Aspergillaceae
Exons: 1
Source: RefSeq, a predicted model, not a curated record